Messenger RNA from Entrophospora sp. SA101, 1278 nucleotides. The record is from the annotation of a GenBank genome assembly. Lineage: Eukaryota; Fungi; Glomeromycota; Glomeromycetes; Entrophosporales; Entrophosporaceae.
AUGGACCUACAACAACAACCUAUUAACGAAAAAGCUAACACUUCUCCACCUGUUAUUGACAUUAAUGAAAUUGGAUGGAUAUUCGUACAAGAGUAUUAUACUUUCUUACAUAAACAACCAAAUCGUCUUCAUUGCUUUUAUGGAAAAAAUUCUCAUUUUAACCAUGGUGUUGAAGGUGAAAUAGUAAAAACCUUGAUCGGUGAUAAGGAAAUCAAAGAAAAAAUUAAAUCAUUGAAUUUUGAAAAAUGUAGAGUUGCUGUGACAAGUGUGGACUGUCAAGCAUCAAAAGAUAAUGGAAUAAUCAUUCAAGUAUUGGGCAUGAUGAGUAAUCAUGACGAACCAUCUAGAAAAUUUGCACAAACAUUUUUUCUUGCCACGCAACCGAAUGGAGGUUCAGCUGCUCAAAUUAUCACUAAUACACAAACCAUUGCCAAAACUCAAACAUCUCCUGUACCCAUUGUAAAUGAUAAACCUAUUCCUAUUCAACAAUCCACUUCACUUCAAAACCAUCAUGUUGUUGCUAAUACUCCCAUUCAAUCAACAGCCAAUAGUCAAUCCACACAAACUAAAUUACCUCUAGUAAACGUUAAUAAGUCACCAAAAUUGUUGCCCCAAGAUAUUAGUCAAACUAUUAGCAAAGUUGAUGACGAACAAUUAACUACUACUGACACUAUAAAUGAACCCGAACCUGCAUUAGAAAAUGAAAUUACAACAAAUGGUGUAGAUAAAGCUCAAAAGACCAACAAUGAACAAGUUAAAAACACUAUUCAAGAACCUGUUAAAAAACUUACUUCAAUUACAUGGGCAAAUUUAGCUGCAAAUAAUGCUGAUAAAUGGAAUAAUGAAGCUUUGUUAGACCCUAAAGGACAUGUGACAACUGUUACUACUCCUAUAGUAAAAAAUCAAAGAAACUCAUUACAGCAACAAAAACGUGAUAAUCAUGAUAGUCAUGAUCGUUCUCAAGAUGGACAAAGAAUUGGUGUUCGUCGUGUCAGUGAAACAGGAUUUUCCAUCUAUGUCAAAGGUGUUAAACCUGGUAUGACUUAUGAUUUAUUGAAGGGUAAAUUUUCAAAAUUUGGUAAUGUUAAACAUCUUGACGUUGUUCCUACAAGAAAUUGUGCAUUUGUAGAAUAUUCUUCAUCAGAAGCAUAUCAGUAUGCCCUCAAUGCAAAAUCUAUUGAGGUGAAUAAUGUCACUCUUUAUAUUGAAGAACGUCGACCCCCUCGACGCAAUAAUUAUAAUAAUAAAGGUGUUCAACAACAUAAUAGAAAUUAUUAA